AUGAGCAAUACAGGAUAUCUCGCCAAGGCGCUCGGUGCCGCGGUUCGGAAGGUCGUGCCUUUGCAGGAUGAUAGCGAAGCGGAAGAGGCGGAAGGCGGCAGGCGUCCCUCAGCUUCUCGGAUGUCGUCAGUGACGCUCGCCGAGCAUGUGCGCUGCCCACCACUGAAUAUUGUAAUCAUGGUUAUCGGAUCACGCGGAGACGCACAGCCUUUCUUGAAAGUUGGAAAAGUUCUAAAGGAAAACUACGGGCACCGAGUCAGAAUAGCAACGCAUCCCGCUUUCCGUGAAUUUGUCGAAAAGGACUCGGGCUUGGAAUUCUUCUCGGUUGGUGGUGACCCAGCUGAGCUAAUGGCUUUCAUGGUCAAGAACCCGGGCAUGAUACCAACACUAGAGAGCGUCAAGGCUGGAGAUAUCGGGCGCCGACGGGCUGCAAUGGCGGAAAUGUUCGAGGGCUUCUGGAGGGCUUGCAUCAACGCCACAGAUGAUGAAAAGGACAUAAGGAAUGUUAAGAUGAUGGGCGAGAAGGAUCCGUUCGUGGCAGAUGCUAUCAUCGCUAACCCGCCGAGCUUUGCCCACAUUCACUGUGCUGAAGCACUCGGCAUCCCACUGCAUCUAAUGUUCACGUUCCCCUAUACACCAACCCAAGCAUUCCCACACCCACUAGCAACUGUCAAGAAAUCAAACGUCGAUCCGGGAUAUACCAACUUCAUUUCAUAUCCUCUGGUCGAAAUGAUGGUAUGGCAAGGACUUGGAGAUCUUGUCAACGACUUCAGAGUCAAGACUCUAGGGCUCGACCCGGUUUCGACCUUGUGGGCUCCUGGCGCCACGUAUCGUCAGCAUGUGCCUUUUACCUACAUGUGGAGUCCUGGCCUUGUACCAAAACCGGAAGACUGGGGCAAAGAAAUAGACAUCUCCGGCUUCGUAUUCUUGGAUCUUGCCUCGACAUUCAAGCCACCUGAUGCUUUGACAAAAUUCCUGGAUUCUGGAGAGCCGCCUAUCUAUAUUGGGUUUGGGUCCAUUGUCGUGGAUGAUGCCGAGCGGUUCACAGAGAUGAUAUUCGAAGCCGUUAAGCUGGCGGGCGUCCGCGCUCUAGUCUCGGAGGGAUGGGGUGGACUGGGCUCCAAGAAUGUCCCUGAGAAUAUAUACAUGUUAGAGAACACGCCACAUGACUGGCUAUUUCCCCGGAUUAAGGCCUGUGUCAUCCAUGGUGGUGCCGGUACAACGGCUAUUGCACUCAAAUGUGGCAAGCCAACCAUGGUUGUACCUUUCUUCGGCGACCAGCAUUUUUGGGGCAGCAUGAUUGGGCGAGCAAAGGCUGGGCCAGAGCCAGUCCCUUACAAGAGCUUGACUGCCGAGAAGCUGACUGAGGGCAUCAAAUACUGCCUGACUGAAGAAGCCAAGAGCGGCGCAGAAGAUAUUGCCAAGUGUAUUGAGUUGGAGGGAGAUGGCGCUGAGAACGCCUGCAAAGCCUUUCAUAAGCACCUGGUUCUUUCGGGAAAGCACUCGAUGCGAUGCUCAGUUCUCGAUGAUCGCGUGGCAGUUUGGAAAUUGAAGAACACGAACUUGAAACUGAGUGCCUUGGCAGCAGAUAUGCUGGUCCAAAAAGGGGCGCUUAAUUGGAAGAAGCUACGCCUUACAAGACACAAUGAGUGGAAUGACUUUGAAGGACCAGGCGAACCGGUGACCGGCAUUGCGGGUUCGCUGAUUGGAUCUGUUGGUGAAGUCUUCGGUGGUAUAGGGGGUGUUCCAGCUCGGCUAGCGAAGACUUCGAAUAAGAGGAAAGAACGCAAAGAAGAAAGGAAGAAGAGGCACGAAGCGAAGCGGAAAGCUAAACAAAAGGUCUUAGCGAACGGUGCAGCAACAAAAACUAAGGUUGAUCAGCCAGAGAUCGCUAGAACGGAUCAGCUAACAGGAGGGGAGGAGCAACGGACAGACAGCGGGAGGACACAAAAUGACGGGCAAGUGAUCGGUGGCCAGCUUGCAGAUGACGCGUCAAUUCACACUGCAACUACAAAUGGGACCGCCGAAGACAACGCAGCCGAAGACUUUGCAGCUGAAGUUGGAAAGGGCGUGGGCAUGACAGCUCAAGCACUUGCCAAAGCCCCAGUUGAUUUAUCACUCGCAGUAGCUCAAGGAUUCCAUAACGCACCCCGACUUUAUGGCGACGACACAGUCAGACGUCCGCCUCGUGUGACGGGCAUCAAAUCCGGUCUACAUGCCGCGCGCUAUGAGUUCGUCUAUGGCAUAUACGACGGCUGGACUGGCCUUGUCCGGCUGCCAGCGAGGGGUAUCAGCUCAGGUGGUGGUGUCCGGGGAUUCGCCAAGGGCGUCGGUAUGGGCUCUUUGGGCUUUGUACUCAAAGACAUCUCCGCUAUUGUAGGGCCAAUAGGUUAUACGCUCAAAGGGGUGAAGAAGCAGAUCGAGCGCAGCAAACAGCCGUAUAAGUACAUUCGGCGCGCGCGCAUAGCCCAGGGUCAGAGAGAGCUUCACAGUCUUAGCGACGACGAGCGGAUGGCGAGAGCGCGAACUGUUGAAACGGGCUGGGAGGUCAUGAAAGCGUUAUGGGGGGCUGUAGAGAGGCAAGAAAAGGAGCAAGGCGGACUGAAAGGGCGCUUCAGCUUGAAGAAAAAGCAAGCCUUGUGUGAUGCGUUUGAGAGUGUCGAGAUCGCGGAGAAGGCGCUGGACGCCAUGAAACGCGGCCAAUCUCUGGAGGACGCCGUCAAGGAAGCGCGUAAGUCGGAGGAAGUCGUUCGAGGGAAGAGAAAGUCCGCCGAUGGAAGGGCUAAGUCGACUGAUAAGAGGAGAUCGCACGAUAAGGGUCGAGAUCCUGACGAUAUAAGUGGCAAAUAG
Phaeoacremonium minimum UCRPA7 is the source of this 2850-nucleotide messenger RNA. Its product is annotated as putative udp- transferase protein. Gene Ontology annotation, molecular function: UDP-glycosyltransferase activity; hexosyltransferase activity. The transcript has a single exon. The record is from RefSeq and is a predicted model, not a curated record. NCBI's taxonomy places the organism in Eukaryota, Fungi, Ascomycota, Sordariomycetes, Togniniales, Togniniaceae. The coding region runs from base 1 to 2850 and encodes 949 amino acids. Gene Ontology annotation, biological process: carbohydrate metabolic process.